AUGGCCAGGAAGGGCAAGUCGGCUAUCGCGCACACAAUAGCAGACCGGUCAGAUGAACGUGGAAUUCUUGGUUAUUUUUUCUGCAUUGAUCGCACGCGACAGACAGACCGCUACCGGAAGAUAUACAGCACCAUCGGGAGAGACUUGGCCCAUCGUAACCCUCUUGUGCGCCGCGCGUUGGCGCGUACGCUUGAUGAAGAUGACGAGCUCAGGCAUACCGGAGACCUCAGGCAUCGAUGGACGAAGCUGAUCAAGGAACCAAUUAGAAAAGCAUCAAAAGUGACUUGCGCACCUGUGUUGAUCGUCAUUGACGCACUAGACGAGAGUGGCACAAAAGAUACUCGUAGGCUGCCACUCCAGCUGGUCUCUGGCAAACAAACUGAUGCCUCAGUCCCUCUUCCGUCAAAUUUUCCCAUGCUUAUUACGUCUCGCCUACUUCCCGAUAUUUACAAUGCGCUUCGCGAUCAGCAGUGUGUCGAACAUGUCUCGUUGCAUGAUGUUGCAACGGAGUCUACUGAACGUGAUGUGGGACGGUUUAUCGCUGCAAAAUUAGAAGAUUGGCUCAUCUUUCGGGCACAAGACUACGCGACGCUGAUGCAGAAGUCAAGCGGUAUUUUCGAAUGGGCUGGUCUAUCCUGUGAGCAUAUUGCGAACAGCACAUCAAUUGAGUCGAACCCCAGGAGCCGCUUCGAUGCUUUGAUCUCAGGAAUAUCUGCUGCAGGAAACCUUUUGGAUGACAUGUACAGGAUUAUUCUGACAGCAGCCAUAUCGAGAAACCGGCGCAUGGAUUCUCUGCGUAUGUUUCGCGCCCUUAUGGGGCAAGUUCUUGCAUUACUGGAGCCGCUUUCGAGGGCGCCGUUGACCGCGAUACGACAACGCAUUUCUUCAAAAGAUGGCGCAGACGUGGAAUCAGUAAUUCGUCCACUGGGAGUGCUGCUCACCGGCACCACGGAUGACCAAACACCCAUUAAGCCGCUGCACGCAUCGUUUUACGACUUUCUGACAGACGAGAGCCGAAGCAAAGAAUCCUUCGUUGGAGAGCCAACAAUGCAUCACCAGAGUCUGGCCUUCGUCUCGCUUCGCGUGAUGAAAGCCGAGCUGCGUUUCAAUAUUUGCGGUCUGAAAAACUCCUACCUACCGAAUGCAGCUGUGACCGUCCUUGAGGAAUCCAUAAUACAGUACAUCUCCCCGGAGCUGCAAUACUCGUGCCGGUUCUGGAUGUCCCAUGUCAAAGCGGCGAAGUUCGCAUCUCCUCUUGCGGCAGAGAUUGAGUACUUCCUCACCAAUGUGACUGUACUCUUCUACCUUGAAGUGUUGAGUCUCACCCAGAGUCUAAGUGGUACAGCAUCGUUACUCUCUUCGGUUAUACCGUGGAUCAAGGACUAUCACAACUAUGCGCAGAUUAGGAAUGCUAUCACGGACACGGAGCAAUUAAUACGAAGGUUUGCAGCACCAAUUCUGCGAAGCACACCCCAUCUCUACUUCUCAGCUCUUCCAUCUGCCCCUACUUGA
Fibroporia radiculosa is the source of this 1512-nucleotide messenger RNA. RefSeq lists its product as uncharacterized. Lineage: Eukaryota; Fungi; Basidiomycota; Agaricomycetes; Polyporales; Fibroporiaceae. The transcript has 2 exons. Bases 1 to 1512 code for a protein of 503 amino acids. The record is from RefSeq and is a predicted model, not a curated record.